Lates calcarifer (barramundi perch) is the source of this 5968-nucleotide messenger RNA. It is a transcript of the gene tbc1d32, whose product is annotated as TBC1 domain family, member 32. The record is from RefSeq and is a predicted model, not a curated record. Gene Ontology annotation, biological process: non-motile cilium assembly. Lineage: Eukaryota; Metazoa; Chordata; Actinopteri; Centropomidae.
CAUGAAUAUCUUACACGUGAAAGUCAUUUUUCCAGUUCUAUUAAAUGCAGCGUGUAGUUUCUUUGGACAUCCCACAAUGCAUAGCAGCUAAAGCUAAGUGGUUGUUUCCAUAGAGACACAGCAGUCGGUUGCAGGAUGCUACCUGGAUGAAAAGCUUUUAAUUGCCCAAAAACAAGGACCGGCUGCAGAGAUGUCUCACUUGUCAGCUGAAGAUGAGGUGGAGUUGCAGUCUUUGCUCAAGCAGCUUCUGAGAAGCGUCAGUGACAGGAUCUCUGGCGCUCCGUCGACUGAAUGUGCUGAAGAGAUUCUUCUUCACCUGGAGGAGACUGACAAGAAUUUCCACAAUUAUGAGUUUGUCAAGUACCUCCGUCAGUAUGUGGAAAGCUCUCUGGGGACUGUCAUGGACGAGGAAACCAAGGACCUGACCAGAGGAGAUGGACAACAUGCAAUUGGCUCAGGUCACGACACCCUGAUCCAUGCUGUCACCCGAAGGACCAGAGACUCAGCUGAGUACGAGCACAUGAUGCAGACCUUGAAAAACACCAUGAUCAUGGUUGUGGAGUCUUUAAUCAACAAGUUUGAGGAAGACCAGAUGAGGAAGGAGGAGAUGCAGAAGCAGCACAGUCAGUCAAACAGCCAGUACAUUGACAACUGCUCUGAUAGCGACUCCUCCUUUAACCAGAGUUAUGCAUUUAUCAGACAAGAACAGCUUCAAGUCUUGGCUGAAAAACUUGACCCCAGCAGACCCAAAGAGGUGCGUUGGGAGGCUCUUCAGGCCCUCUGCUGUGCCCCUCCCUCUGAUGUGCUGAGCUGUGAGAGCUGGAGCAGCCUGCGCAGGAAUCUCUGUGCAGCUCUGACUGAGCCCGACCCAGACUUGAGUGAUAAUGUUUUGCAGUUCUUUGCUAAAAGCUUCUCCUCCUCUCCUAUGAAUGUGACACGAGAGAUCUACACCAGCUUGGCCAAAAGUGUGGAGUCAAGUUUUCUGUCUCAGAAGCUUAGCUUCCCAUCAGGCUCAGCUACCAUUGACAUUAACAGACCUGAGAUUGUUCGUCUUCUCAAACAGAUUCGAUUGAUGAAUGACUUUCAGAAGGAGGUGACAACCUUUUGGAUCCGUCAUCCAGAGAAGUAUAUGGAGGAAGUUAUAGAGAGCACCUUCUCCCUGUUGUCCUUCCAUCAAGAACAUGGCUCAGCUUCUCCCAGGACAGAGAAAGCCCUGGAACCAAUUCAUUUACUGGCCUUACUGGAUAUUAAAGCUACCUGGUUUAAAAAGUGGAUGCAUGGCUACUACAGUAGGACUGUGGUUCUAAGACUCCUGGAGAGAAAAUACAAGGCCUUGAUUGUUGCAGCUCUUCAGCAGUGUAUUCAUUACAGUGAAUCCUGUGAACGCUUCACAAAUGAGACAACUGAUCCCCAGUCAGCAGAGCAGCAGAGCACUGUCCAGAGGAGUGUUUAUUCGGGAAGGGAGCUUGAAUAUGCCUUCUUUGUCCACUCUUUGUGUGUCCUGGGAAAACUCCUCAUCUACACCAAUGGAAGGAAACUGUUUCCCAUUAAAGUGAAGAAACGCAAAGAUCCAGUCAGCCUGACGGACCUGGUCGUCAUCCUGAUUAACAUCAUGUACCAACACCCCAAGCCUCCUCACACUGAUACCUCACACACAGACUCCUUGUCGCCCAGCAGUCUGGUGAUGGAGGUGCUGUGGAUGCUGUGUGAGAGAACAGAGUGUGCUGCAGAGUGUCUCUACCAGACUGCUGUCAUAGAGACACUGCUGGCUCCUGUUAUAGCUCUGCUCGAUGGACAGAAGGCCAAAUUAAAGUCUCCUGCAGCUACACUGACUCUCAUUGCUGACAUUCUGGCUCGCAUCGCUAACACUGACAGAGGAUUAAAUCUUUUCUUAUAUGAGAAGAAUCUCCUUGUGGCUCACAGUGAGAGAACCUUUGCUGCUCUUGCCAUUGUGCAGUUUACCCUGAAGCUGCUGGAUAAGGAGCUGUCAUCACUAAUUGAAUCCGACACAUCCCAUACAUUGUGUGGAGCUUUUAUCUUUGUCUGUAGGCAGAUAUACAACACCUGUGAAGGUCUACAGGUCCUGCGACCCUAUGGCCUGCACAAGGCUGUAGCUGCUGCAUGGAAAAAGAGCAGCUCCUUGUCAGAAAGGAUACCAACCCCGGUACCUGGGGCCACUGCAGGAGCCUCCACCCAGGAACUACAGAACAUGCUCAUCUGGGAGGAGACAUUGUUGGACAGCCUGCUGAAUUUCGCUGCAACACCUAAAGGCCUGCUGCUGCUCCAGCAGACAGGAGCCAUUAACGAAUGUGUCUCCUAUAUGUUUUCUCGCUUUACUAAAAAACUACAGGUGAGCCGCUGUGAGAAGUUUGGAUAUGGAGUGAUGGUGACACAGGUGGCAGCAACUGCUCCAGGGGUGGUGGCUUUGCACUCUUCAGGUUUUGUCCGGGCACUGGUGAUCGAGCUGUGGUCAACUCUGGAGUGCGGAAGUGAAGAUGUGAGGGUGGUCCGUCCCAAACCGACACCCAUGGACCCCAUCGACAGGAGCUGCCUCAAGUCCUUCCUGUCUUUGGUCAACCUGCUCUUCUCUUCCCAGUCAGUAUGGGAGCUGCUGGGCCGACAGCCUUUAGCCAACAAGAGUGAAUACACCCUGAGAGAAAUGCCAACCUCGAUUCCUGAUUUGAUUGACAGGCUGAUUGCUGUGAAUUCAGAUGCAAAGAUUAAUUCCGUGUUCCACUACGAGCAGUCUCACACAUUUGGCCUCAGACUGCUCAGUGUGCUCUGCUGUAGUCUGGACUCAUUUCUGCUGCUGGAGAGCCAGUACAACAUCUGCUCCAUGCUGCUGCAGAGUCAGAGGGAGAACGUCACUGAGCCUGACACCAGUGAGGGGGAGUUCAUCAUAGACAGUCUGUCAGUGGAGAGGAAUCAUGUGCUGGUUCGUGUUAGUGUGGUGGGAGGGCCAUCUGAGAGAAGGCUUCCUCCUCGAGCUCUGCAAGAGGGUGAAGAUCCUUACCCCUGGCCCAUGUUUUCAAGCUACCCUCUACCUCACUGCUACACCUUGGACCCACCAAAGAUCAUCCAUGACUCACAUGACUCUGAGAUCAGUGCAUUUUUGGCAUCAUCUACAGACACAAAGAGCGACGAGAGCUGGAUGGCGAUCUGUCGGAGGCAGUACUGCAAACUUAUGACCUCCAAAUCCAGCAUCCUAACUGGAAAAGUGCUGGCUGACCUUCUGGAGAAGGUUGUGGCCCAUCUAUCCAGCUCUGCCACAGAGUGCUUCUUCUCUCCAGCUCAGUACAAAGCAGAGGAGAAGAGUGUGAAGAGUGCUGUAUUAUCAUCUGUGGAACAGCUGGGAAUCAACACCUGUCUCAGGUACGGCAGCUACCUCAAGCUACUGAAAGACGAUGCUCUGCACAACCUGACGCUGCUAAUGAAGCACAUAAAGAUCUUCUUGUCCUCGCAGAGAGUUAAAACGUCUUCUGAGCUCAUCACUCAGCAGGAUGGUUAUCCAGGACACGACUGGCUGGCCUCCACAGUCUUCCUCAUCAUGGCAGGAGACAUGGACCGAUCUCUGCGUUUGUUACUCAACCUCUCCUCUCUGCUUACCUCUGCAUUCAUCUGGCCUGCAAGGAUACAUGCAUCUGUCCAUGUCCCUGUGGGAGUGGCUGAAUCAGGAAUCCCUCCUGUCUACUGGUGUACAGCUCACUAUGUGGAAAUGCUGCUGAAAGCUGAGGUUCCUCUGGUCCACUCUGCCUUCAGGAUGUCUGGUUUCACCCCAUCACAGAUGUGCCUCCACUGGCUGACUCAGUGUUUCUGGAACUAUCUGGACUGGACAGAAGUCUGCCACUACAUCUCCACCUGUGUGCUGAUGGGUCCCGACUAUCAGGUUUACACGUGCGUGGCCAUAUUCAAACACCUGCAACCAGACAUCCUGCAGCGCACACAGUCCCAGGAGCUGCAGGUCUUCCUCAAGGAGGAGCCGAUCCAGGGCUUCAAGGUCAGCGACUACCUGGAGUUCAUGGAGGGACUGGAGAGAAGCUACAGAGACACUGUUCUCACUGACAUGAAAACUAUAGGAAACCCUGCGGAGUAGGAACAUGCUGAAUCUCCUAAAAAAAAACUCCUAAUCUGCCUUAACUUCACUGAAGCUCAGUUUAUAUUCAGAGAGUAACUCUAACUAUCUAACUGACACUGAAGGCUGUUGUUCAAACACAGCAUUUCUCCCUCAGACUCAGUGUGGACUGCGACUCACUGAAUAUAUACAGUGUGUUUACCAUGUUUUCCUGCUGAUCAAACAGUUCAGUGAAGUCAUACUGGGCAGAUGGGGAUGUAUCAUGGAUGAGAGCUUCGCCAGCAGAAUUAAGAUGCUUCGAUUUGUGAUGACACUGGUGGAAAACUGAAUUUAGGGCGCGAUUGUACAAUAUCCUGAAAUGACUAGCCUGGUUUCUGCUGUUAACAUAAGCACCAGAGAGAAAAACCCCGUGGAGACAUAAGCUAAGACAUAAUUAGCAUGGAGCAUUAACAAGAAGUCCAACAUUCUUAAACUCUGCAUAAAAGUAUCUCAUUAUCAUCAUCAUAUCAUAACCACACCACAAAAACCUGUAGAGAACUGAACUCUAUAACUCCUGUUUGCUCUGUGGAAUUAAAGGAUAAGUCUGGUGAUAUUCUAUAUUUUUCUUAUUGUCACUAAAUCCCAUGAAAAAAUGAAUGAAAGAUUCUCCCCUCGUGUUUUCCUGUUGAGCUGCAGCAACACAGAACUUUUUUUAAAAACUAAAACCUAUAUAUAUUUUUGUACAGAAUAAAUUUUGUCCUCCGUCACUUAUACUGGAAGCACAUUACUGUAGAACUCUAUCCUUCAAGCCACACUGUUUGCACUGACUGAUUCGUUCCUUCAUCAACAAGAACAUCAGCACUGUUGUCUUGUUUGUUGAGUCGGUGCCAAAAAUAUUAAUCUGCAGCUCUGAGUGGUCCCAACAAUCAUCUCUUUUUAUGCUAAUUACUCUUGUUUUGAGGAACAAUUGCAAAAAACUACAUUGAACACCUGUUUUGAGAAAGUACUGAGUCUUCGACAGCUGCACCAGCCAUAUGAAUGAGACUGACUUGUUAAGUGAUGAAGUUAAACCAUUGUCUGACAACAGACAGAAAAACAUGUCUAUGAGAAUUCAGCUGUAUUAAACACUGUGAGCUCAGAGAGGAGGAGAGAGCUGAAACAGCUGACACCAGGCAGAAUGGAAAUGUGACAUAUAUAGUAGGUUUUAACCUGGUCUUAUUUAAAAAUGAAACCUCAUGUCUGGUUUUAAAGAUUCCAUAGGAUCAAAUGGGCUUGAGGGCUGCAGGAUGAGACUGUGUGGACACUCAGAGACCGUCUCUCUGUGGGGUUUGCUGUGUUUUUGUGGAAUUUGCUGACGAUAAGAAAAAUACAGAAAAGCUCCUGUUUUAUCCUCUAAUGGAGUCACAGGUUGAAGAUUACAUGAUAUCUAACUACAACACACAAUUUAAUAGUUUCACAUAUUAUACCUGUAAGAAGUUGUACAUUACUGUAUAUGAUGGAAAUACUGUACGUGUUGAUUAUGAACAUUCUGUAUUUUUUUCUACAAUGUGAAUAUUUACAUUUCUAAGAUCUUUUCUGUGUGUUUCUUAAAUAUUUCUUGUUCUAAUUAUUUAAACUCUCAGUUACAAACGUGAAUAGAUUUUGAUGUAACAUGAAUUGGUAUCUUCCACUAAAGAACGUAGAAGAAACUAUAUAUUUGUCCAGACAAAUAACAACCUCGUGAAUGUUGUUGAACAUCAGCUCCUCUGUCGGCCGGCACAGACUCACAGUCUCAUGGCCACCUCACACAUCAUUAAUGCCAGUACACGAAACAAUGCAUCACACUGCCUCUCCUGUUUGUGUACUUAUGCAGGCUUUUGUAUGAAAGAUGCAUGAGGAAGCUUGUAUCAUUGUGAUAAACUCUCAUUAGUAUCCACA